Molecule: messenger RNA, 2103 nt
Organism: Amphimedon queenslandica
Lineage: Eukaryota; Metazoa; Porifera; Demospongiae; Haplosclerida; Niphatidae
Product: cell wall protein DAN4-like
Exons: 3
Source: RefSeq, a predicted model, not a curated record
AUGAAUUUUCUGUUAUUUCUACUGGGGGCCACUCUUUUUCAGUUGUGUUUAGGGGAAGAAGAGAACAAUGAUAUAUAUGGCAUUGCCUAUAAUUCUGAUGAUCUCAUAGAUGGCUACAGCAAAACUAUUGCUACAUCUUUCUUUCUCUAUACAUCAAUUUCACCAACAGACUUUAUUGCCAACCUUGAGCCAACAACUGUUUACAGCCAUGAAACAGGUCAUAGUAGCUUGAGUUCAUUUGCACCUGCUUCUUCAUCAUAUCAGUCUUUAACUGGCUCGCUCUCUCCUACUGAAUUGCUUCAUGAUGUCAGUACAGCAAAGCUAUCAUCAUUUACAACCAGCACAAGCUCGGGAGAUAUCUCAUUAGUUGCAGCUACAGAUUCACCAUCUUAUGUGCAGUCAAUGCUGGUAAAGUCAAGCUCACCUAGCACCGAACCAAUCUUUCCAUCAAGUGUUGAUUUAGCUCAGCUAGAAGCACAAAGUAGCACUAAAUCAAUGCAAGCAUAUUCAGCUUCACAAAGAAGUGAAUCAAAUUUAGCAUCAACAGCCUUGGUAAGUGCUAGAUCAACUCAGUCACUAGAUCUAUCAGCAUCCCCAAUUUUUGAAGUAACUCAAUCAGUUUCAGCUGUGAUAACAACAGAAUCAACUCAAUUAGGCCUGCCAAGUCCUGAAUCAACACAUAGUGCUACUUCAGUUAUUACUGAAUCAACAGAAACAUUUUUAGUUUCGUCAAUUACUCAGUCAUCACAACUACUUUCAGCCUCACAAAGUAGUGAAUCAUAUUCCCUUAUUUCAACUAUGCCAAUCACUAAAUCAACGCAAUUGAUAUCAAUUUCACUAAGUCAUAACUUAUCUCAAUCAACUUUAAUUUUUGCAACUGUAUCAUCUCAAUUUAUUUUAGCAUCAUCAAUCGCUGAAUUUCCUUUGCCUACUGAAUCAACACGAGUCAUACUAGCCUCGUCAGUUGUUCAAUUGACGCAAUCAAUUUUAGCUUCAGCAAAUACCAAAUUAACUCAAACAAUGUCAGCUUUAUCACAUGCUGACACAUCUCAAUUUAUUUCAAAUUAUCCAAUCACUCAAUCAAUUUCAUUAGCUUCACCAAGUGUUGAAUUAACUCAGUCAUCAGAAAUUACAGAGUCAUUUACAAGUUCACCAAUCAAUGAGUCACAUUAUGUAAUAUCAACCUCACCAAGUGUUCAAUUAACACAACUUAGUUCAGGCUCGUUAAUUAUUAAAUCAACUCAAUUAUUAUCAGCUUCAGCAAUUAUUGAAACAAGUCGAUCAAUUUCUGAUUCACCAAUCACUACAUUAACUCAAUCAAAUUCACCUCUGCCAAGUACUGCAUUAGUUUCAGGUUUGCCAAGUACUGAAUUAAUUUUACCUUCACAAAGUAUUGAAUCAACACAAUUAAUUUCUGCUUCACCAAGUUCUAUGUCAUCUCAAUUUGUUUCAGCUUUGCUAAUCACUAAAUCAACUCAAUUAACAUUUGCUUUUUCUACUGAAUCAUCUCCAAGUGUAGAACUAACACAAUCUAUUUCACCAUCUGAAUCAACAAAAUUCAUAUCAGUUGUUAAAUCAACCCAAUCAAUUUCAACUUUACUAAUGACCAAAUCAGUAUCAGCCUUGCCAAGUGUUGAAGUAACUCAAUCAAUUAUAACUUUAUCAAUAACUGGAUUGACCCAAACAACUUCGACAGUUACAGAAUCAACUCGAACGAUUUCUGCAACACCAACUUUGUUGAUCAAUGAAUCAACACAAUCAAUGUCAGCACCACCAUGUGUUGAGUUAACUCAAUCAAUUUUAAAUUUACCAAUCACUGAAUUAACUCAAAUAUUAUCAGCUUCGGCAUAUGCUGAAUCAACUCCAUCAAUUUCUGCUUCAACAAGUGCAGAAAUAUUUUUAACUUCGUCAAUCACUAAAUCAGCACAAUCAAUAUCAGCCUCACCAAGUGUUCAAUUAGUUUCAGCAAGUGUUGAAUCAACUCAAUCAACUUCUGCUUCAACAAAUACUCAAUUGACUCAAUCACCUUCUGCUUCAACAAAUGAAUCAACUCAAUCAACUUCUGCUUCAACAAAUACUCAAUUGACUCAAUCAAUUUCUGCU